AGGUAUACAUUAGUGUAUAUAUAUAGAGAGAAAGAGUUUGAUGAAACAUAUAUAUUUUGUAAGCCAAUACAUCAGUAAAAUCUAUAUAUAUAUCUAAGAAUUAUAUUAUAUAGGAUAUAAUACAGUCCUCAGCCAUGAACACCAUUGCACUACUCUCGUUCAGUCUGGCCUUGGCCAUGAUUUUCUUGUCCGGGGCUCAAUCAGCUACAUUCACAAUAAAAAACAACUGUCCAUUCACCAUCUGGCCCGGAACCCUUACCGGCGCAGGGAAGCCUCCACUAUCAUCUACAGGUUUCGAAUUAGCAUCGGGCGCAACACAAUCCAUUGAUGCUCCGGCAGGAUGGUCAGGCAGGUUCUGGGCCCGAUCCGGAUGUACCACCGAUGCCACCGGAAAAUUCACAUGCGAAACAGCCGACUGCGGAUCCGGUAAGGUUUCAUGCAACGGGGCUGGCGGAAUUCCUCCGGCGUCUUUAGUGGAACUCACUCUGGCCGAAAAUGGCGGCCAAGAUUUCUACGACAUAAGUCUUGUUGACGGCUUCAACUUGCCCGUUGGGCUAGUUCCGUCGAGCUCGUGCGCUAGCACGAGCUGUCCUGCGAAUGUGAACAGCGUUUGCCCGCCGGAGCUGACGUUGAAAGGAGCAGAUGGGAGCGUAGUGGGUUGCAAGAGCGCGUGUUUGGCUUUGAACAAACCUGAGUACUGCUGCACCGGAGCAUAUGGGACGCCGGAGACUUGCCCGCCGACAGACUAUUCUAAGAUGUUUAAGACUCAGUGUCCUCAAGCUUAUAGCUAUGCUUAUGAUGAUAAGUCUAGUACUUUUACAUGCAGAGGAGGACCUAAUUAUGAUAUCACUUUCUGUCCAUGAAAUAAUUAUGUUUUACAGUUACAUUUUAUGUAAUUUCGCCUUGAAUAUGAGUAGGCUACUUAAAAUGAAAUUGAUUUUUUUUUAUUAUUAAUUUGAGGUUAUUGAUUAUUCCCUUCCAAUACAUU
Molecule: messenger RNA, 988 nt
Organism: Cannabis sativa
Lineage: Eukaryota; Viridiplantae; Streptophyta; Magnoliopsida; Rosales; Cannabaceae
Product: thaumatin-like protein 1
Exons: 2
Coding region: 135-863 (242 amino acids)
Biological process (GO): defense response
Cellular component (GO): extracellular region
Source: RefSeq, a predicted model, not a curated record